Messenger RNA from Saccharomyces eubayanus, 408 nucleotides. It is a transcript of the gene SNA3, whose product is annotated as Sna3p. The record is from RefSeq and is a predicted model, not a curated record. Lineage: Eukaryota; Fungi; Ascomycota; Saccharomycetes; Saccharomycetales; Saccharomycetaceae. The coding region runs from base 1 to 408 and encodes 135 amino acids. The transcript has a single exon. Gene Ontology annotation, cellular component: membrane.
AUGGAUAGAGACCACCGCGACGGAGACCGAAUGAGAUAUUCCAUCAACAAGGACGAUUUGUUGCUGAUGGUGCUGGCCGUGUUCAUCCCACCGCUGGCCGUAUGGAGGAGGAAGGGUGUAUUCGAUAGGGACACGUUACUGAACCUGUUGCUGUUUCUGCUGCUGUUCUUCCCAGCCAUCAUCCACGCCUGCUACGUGGUGUAUGAGACCAGUGACGAGCGCACCUCCGAGCGGUCACGUGGCCGCGAUCUAGAGGCGCACCCUCAGGAGGAACUCCCCGAAGAAGCUCAAGCCCAGGCUCAAGGCCAGAUUCAGCCCCCAGCCUACGACUAUGGCGACGACGACGAGGCCCGCGCCGACGUGCCCCUAAUGGAUAACAAACAACAGCUGCCAUCCACCCGUGCCUAG